Molecule: messenger RNA, 306 nt
Organism: Sclerotinia sclerotiorum 1980 UF-70
Lineage: Eukaryota; Fungi; Ascomycota; Leotiomycetes; Helotiales; Sclerotiniaceae
Exons: 2
Coding region: 1-306 (101 amino acids)
Source: RefSeq, a predicted model, not a curated record
AUGUUUCAGACUCCUACUCCUUAUCCUUUUCUAUUCUCAUCUACUGCCAAUGUCAUAAAAACCUUCGUCGUCGCUAGUCGGGAAUUUUGUACAGUUCGGGCGAUUAAAAACCCUCCGUCGUUCCGAAUAGUUGAUUCGGAAUCAAAUAAUAAGCAUGCGGCUUGGGAGAGUUUAUAUAAAAUUCAACAGGAGCGACGGUGGACCGCUAGUGUCCUAGCGUACUUUCACACACGUGAUGACCCUCGCGGACAAAUCUGGGGCCUCCAACCAGAAGUCAUGGAUAGAUCUGUUCUAGAUUUAUGCUAA